Messenger RNA from Blastomyces gilchristii SLH14081, 3272 nucleotides. Its product is annotated as translationally-controlled tumor protein. NCBI's taxonomy places the organism in Eukaryota, Fungi, Ascomycota, Eurotiomycetes, Onygenales, Ajellomycetaceae. The transcript is spliced from 5 exons. Gene Ontology annotation, molecular function: calcium ion binding. The record is from RefSeq and is a predicted model, not a curated record. Bases 242 to 796 code for a protein of 184 amino acids. Gene Ontology annotation, cellular component: cytoplasm.
AAAAAAAAAAAGGAAAAAAAAAAAAAAGGAAAAAAAAAAAAGAAAAAAAAAAAACAUUUGACACUAAUUUUGUUGCCCCCCGCUAUUCUAUCCCAAACACUUUAAAAGCGUUCGUUCGUCCACCACCACCAAUUCUCCUUCGCGUCUUCUUCGACAACUUCUCCCUGUGCCAGUUGCAUAGCCUCAUUGUCCUUCUCUUCCUUUCCACCACUCUCUAUAUCCAGUUGCCAACCUAACCACCAUGAUUAUCUACAAGGAUAUCCUUUCGGGUGACGAAAUCAUCUCCGACAGCUGGAAGCUUAUCGACGUCCCCGGCGGAGUCCUGUGGGAAUGUGACUGCAAGAAAUAUGCCAAGGGCACCGACACUUACCAACUCGAGGGCGCCAACCCCUCCGCUGAAGAGGGUGGGGAUGAUUACUCUGGUGAAGGUGGUGGUGCCGGAGAGAUGGUUCACGAUAUUGAGGAGUCCUUCCGGCUGAAUUGGCUGAAACCAGACGAGUCUGGUAAUGACCUCAAGCCCUCUAAGGAUGCUUUCAAGUCCCACCUGAAGUCAUAUGUAAAGAAAGUGAACAACAAGCUCAAGGAACAAGGAGCCAGUGAAGAAACCAUCAAGGAAUUCCAGGCUGGCGCCCCGGCUGCCGUGAAGAAGCUCCUCGCCAACUACGACAACUACGAUGUCCUUUUGGGCUCAUCCAUGCACCCUGACGGAAUGUACGUUCUCAUUGAUUUCCGUGAAGACGGCGUCACCCCCUACGCCACCAUCUGGAAGCAUGGUUUGGAGGGUAUGAAGGUCUAAAACCAAGAGGAAAGACACGAGGGAUACCUUGCUCAAGCUCAUUCUGUUAUCCUACCACAGCCAAUUGCAAUGGUAGCCGUUUCCGGACCAGCCUUCACACUCAUGCUCAUAAUAUGCAUCCUUCUGCCGUCUCAGGCAACGAACUAACUCCCCUGCCAACUCCAGCUAUUCUCUUUCCCCCAUCCACCCGGUGGGCUUGAAGGAAUUUGGCCCCGGCGUUAUCCCCCUCCCUCCCUCUUCCGUUUUCCAUAUCUUCGCGUUCUAUUUAUCCAUUCCCCAACCCCCAACCGCCCGCUUUCUUAAUCUACUAAACGCCUGACGAAAUAAAGCAAGUCCAGUUUUUCUCUCUAAUAAAUAAAAAAAUAAAAAAGGGAAAGAAAAGAAAACCUAUACAUUUAUUUAUUUAUUUUUUUAUUUUACAAGACAAGAGGAGUGAUCCGUUAAAAGCAUGGUUUUAAGAUGGAAUUGGGUUUUAAAAAAAUUGGCUUCCCAAGUUUAAUAAAGCCUUGGUAAAUCUAUAAUCGUACCCUGUUCACUUGAGAAAGGAAAGGGAGGGGGGAAAUAUUGUGAUUUACAGACAUACAUAGUAUCAGCUGCCGUAUUUCUCGCUGAUGAUGAGAAUAAAUAUGCCUAGGAGGAAUAUGUCCAUCAACCAGGAGUGAACGGAGAUACAUUAACAUUAACCAUAUUCAAAAGAGGAUAUCAUGUAGCUAACAAAACCAAAACUGGUCAAAAUUCAAAAUUCCACCCUCUCUCUACUCCUCUCACAUGCCAUUCUUCCGAUCCAAAUCCACUAUUUACAAUUCCGCGAAAUCAUCAGCUCCCGUGCCCGUCAUAAUAAUCAGCCACAAGCCCUAGGUCCCUUAAUACCGUAUCGGUCUCAUCUUUGCUUACCGCGGGUCCGUCACCGCCAUCAGCGGUAAUACCGAUUCUCCCAUUCCCACCCGGCCCUGUGCCCGUCCCUGCCCCGCCAGUAUUGAUGCUAUCAAGAUGCAUCAGGUCGUCAACGACAGGCAGCGAAGGUCCAAAGACGGCAUCCCACUGGUCCCAGUCGAAUUGCAAAUUGUGCGGGUCGAGGAUGGGGCUGGAGCUGGGGCUGGCGGAUUGGAAGGUGGGGUUGGGAUAGGGGCCUGGCUUGGGCUGAAUAUCGAUGUCGAUGUCGAUGUCGGAUGCGGUGGGGAUAGGUAGCGGCAUGGGGAGGUCGAGUGCUGUGGGGGUGUGGGAUGACGUAAAGGUGGGGACAUUAAGGGGGUCAUUGCUGUAGCUGCUGGCACUGUAGUUGGUAGAGGACGUGGGAAUGUUGAAUGGUCCCGGUGGUUUAGUGGUAUGGGUGGUGGUCGUGGUGGAUGUAGAGAACUGGUAAAUGGGGCCGUCGUUGAUAGGAGCACGUGGGAACGGGGACGCAGUUGCCCAGGGUUGUUUGGCGAUGUCGUCCGUCUGGGGGCUUUGAGAUGUACGGAGCCAAGGUAAUGGUGUAUCUGACUGUGGAAGUGUAGUUGUGGCGUAUUCCUGAGAGGAAACACCGAUGCCUUCCAGCUGGGUAUGGGAAUGGCUUUCUUGAGCGGUUUUGUCUAUUAUAUACGCAUUGUCUUUCCCACUCUGCGCCCGCGCCCGUUCUCGCUCCCGCUGCCAUUUCGUCGAUUGACUAUUACUGUGAACAUUAUGAUCAUACGGUUCCUUGAUGAGCGUAUAAUAACUAUCUGUAAAACUCUGGACCGAAGACUCUCGACGCUCUCUAGGAGCAUCCGUAGACAUAUGCCUAUUACUCGGGCGUCGAGCCUCCGCCUGUGCCUGCUCUGUCCAGAGAACACUCGGGUCAAGGCCUGCUUUGAGCCAGGCUUUCUCCCGCAGGCGCCGCAGCAUGUCCCACGCUUCACGGCCGCCGUCUCUGAGCGGUCGAGAUGUUGAUAUACCAUCUUCACCGCCCACCACGCCGCCAUCAGGGCCGGAAAGGGAGAAGAUCUUGUCGAUGAAGGCGCGGGAUUUAGGGGCCUCCGCGGUUUGCGGGCGUUCGUAUAGGUCAAUAAGCAUUAUCCUGCCCACGGGUAUUAGGAUGAAGGGCACAAAUACAUGUGUGGGGGGAAGUUUGGUGACAUACAUUGUGGCAUGCAUAGGUUGAUGGUUUCUGUGUUUUGAGUUUAGUUUUUGUCACCAAUGCAUUCUGGAGAGGCGAAGAGGAACUAACCCUGGCCAGCUCCAUUGGAAUGGCUGGAAGUCGGAAUCAGUAGCUAACAGGAUGAAUUUUUCCAUGAACCCAUGGCAAUGGCGAAUAGCUCUAGCUUGUAUUAGAAUUAUAUAUCAAAGUAACUUCUUAGGGCUAUGUUUGUGUAAAUAUAGAUGAAGGUGUAUGUAUACAUACCGCUGACGAGCAACUGGCCAUAUAUUACUUUUUGCAUUCUUCAAGAAAGGUUGAUAAGCAACACAAAAUGCCUAGAUCACCCGUCAGCAUAAACGUAAAGAAAUGAAGAGCCAAAAC